Molecule: messenger RNA, 1754 nt
Organism: Hypomesus transpacificus
Lineage: Eukaryota; Metazoa; Chordata; Actinopteri; Osmeriformes; Osmeridae
Product: G protein-activated inward rectifier potassium channel 1-like
Exons: 3
Coding region: 1-1506 (501 amino acids)
Biological process (GO): regulation of monoatomic ion transmembrane transport; potassium ion import across plasma membrane
Cellular component (GO): plasma membrane
Molecular function (GO): G-protein activated inward rectifier potassium channel activity
Source: RefSeq, a predicted model, not a curated record
AUGUCUACGAUACGAAGGAAAUUUGGCGAUGAUUACCAGGUAGUGAACACCAACAUGACUUUCUCAGCACCCGUGAGGAAAAAACGACAACGAUUUGUAGACAAGAACGGGCGGUGCAACGUCCAGCAUGGUAACCUUGGUGGGGAAACCAGCCGGUAUAUCUCCGACCUUUUCACCACAUUAGUGGACCUAAAGUGGCGAUGGAACCUACUCAUAUUUAUCUUAACCUACACUAUCGCAUGGCUUGUUAUGGCAUCUAUGUGGUGGAUAAUUGCCUAUAUCCGCGGUGACCUAAACCACGGCCACGACUCAUCCUACACCCCGUGCGUCGCUAAUGUCUACAACUUUCCUUCUGCUUUUUUGUUCUUUAUUGAAACAGAGGCAACAAUCGGAUAUGGCUACCGCUACAUCACUGAAAAGUGUCCAGAGGGCAUUAUUCUUUUUCUUUUUCAGUCGCUACUCGGUUCCAUCGUGGAUGCUUUUCUCAUUGGCUGCAUGUUUAUUAAGAUGUCCCAGCCAAAGAAGCGCGCGGAAACGCUUAUGUUCAGCCAAGAUGCAGUCAUUUCGCAACGGGACGGAAAAUUGUGCCUCAUGUUUCGAGUUGGAAAUCUACGGAACAGCCACAUGGUAUCAGCCCAGAUAAGGUGCAAACUCAUUAAGUCUCGCCAGACCCCGGAGGGAGAGUUCCUGCCCCUGGACCAGUGUGAGCUGGAUGUUGGGUUUGGGACAGGGUCUGACCAGCUUUUUCUGGUGUCUCCUCUGACUAUCUGUCAUGAAAUCAACACCAAGAGCCCUUUCUUUGACCUUUCUCAGCGCUCACUCUGUAAUGAGCAGUUUGAGAUAGUUGUUAUUCUAGAGGGCAUUGUGGAAACCACUGGUAUGACAUGCCAGGCCCGGACAUCUUACACAGAGGAUGAGGUUUUGUGGGGCCACCGUUUCCUGCCUGUCAUGUCCUUGGAGGAAGGUUUUUUUAGAGUUGACUACUCCCAGUUCCACAACACAUUUGAAGUCACCACUCCCCCCUACAGCAUGAAGGAGCAUGAGGAGCAGGCCUCCCUUACUUGGCCCAACUCCACCUUCUUUGUGCCCUCGCCUAUCUCCCCCACCCUGGGGAAUGGAAGCCGCCGUGGUCAUAUAGAGAGACUGCUGUCAGUGGACCGCGGUGAGGACCAAGAAGGGAGGCUCCCAGGUAGGAGCUCAGGUAAAGAAGAGCAUGUCCACUGGACCCUGGCAGCUGGCAAGACCCAGCCAGGGGAGAAGGCCUGCAACUCAGAACCGUCCAGCUUCAUUAUUGCAUCUGGGUGGAAGGGAGGGAUGGAGGAACAUCUAGUGGCCUUGGAGGGUGGGCCUAAGGAGCCAAUGGUCCGUUCAGCAGGUGAGAUGGAGAAGCAUGUCUUGAGCCCCAUCCCUGCCCCUGCUCCAACCCAAGUUCAGAUGUCUUUGGCUGGGGCUAGGCUAGAGAAUAAUUUGCCUGCUAAAUUGCGCAGGAUGAAUGCAGACUAUUGAAUGAUUGACUACAACUAGCAGAUGGUUUGACACAAACUCUGUAAUAGAUGAUAAUCAGUUAUGACUGUGGUAAAUGGACAGUACUGUGAAAACCUUGCCUAUUUUAGCUAUUUUGAUUCAUACGUAUUCUGCUUUGAAGUGGUUCAUUGCCUUAAAUACAAGGAUAAUGCUAAUAAGCCGUUCUAAUACAUAUUGUACAAUAUUUUCCUUGUGUGUUUUUCCCCCCCAAAACACUACUGAGUACUGUC